UGAGGACUAUGGAGGUGGGGUAAGGAAAGCAUUGAAACGAAACUGAAACUGCCAAUAUUAACACUAUGGCAUCCAAUUGUGGUCCCCCCAAAUGCUCUUUCUCAUCUACUUCCAAAAGCUGCUCGAGGCUUCCAAUUUCCAGGGCCCUCUCUGCCUGUACCAGCUGCCAAAGAAGCAAUCGUCAAAUCAGCCAGUGCCAGGCUAAGGUCUGUCCACCUAAUGUUUGCCAUCCAGUUCCUUGUCGCUCUCCCAGCUACCUCCUGAACAACUUCAAGGUAUCCUUCUGUGGAGCGAGCUGUGCUGAGGGCAGCUUAGAUAGCAAUGAGAAAGAGACCUUGCAGACACUGAAUCAACGCCUGGCUAACUACCUGGAGAAAGUGAGAAACCUGGAGCAGGAGAACGCCUGCCUAGAGUGCAAGAUCCGGGAGCAGCAUGAAAAGCAGACUCCCAUCGUGUGUCCCGAUUACCUCUCUUAUUUCAAGAUCAUAGAAGAACUUCAGCAAAAGAUCUUGUGCACCAAAGCUGAAAAUUCCAGGCUGGUCUCCCAAAUAGACAACACUAAAGUGACCGCUGAUGACUUCAGAGCAAAGUAUGAAAUUGAAGUGUCCCAGAGGCAGCUGGUGGAAACUGACAUCAAUAGCCUCCAUCAAAUCCUGAAUAAACUGACCUUAUGCAAGGCUGACUUGGAAGGGCGAGUGGAGUCUCUAAAGGAGGAACUCCUUCACCUCAAACACAACCAUGAAGAGGAAGUGAAUUCAUUACAGAGCCAGCUUGGUGACAGACUCAACAUAGAAGUGAAAGCUGCCCCUUCUGUUGACCUUAAUGAGGCACUGCAAAAAAUGAGAUGCAAAUAUGAGUCUUUGGUUGAGACUAACCGCAGAGAUGUUGAAGAAUGGUUCAAUACCCAGUUGCAGGAACUGAACCAGCAGGUAGUAUCCAGCUCAGAGGAGCAACAAUGCUUCCAGAAGGAGAUCUGUGAUCUGAGGUGCACCAUCAGUGCUUUGGAGAUCGAGCUGCAGGCCCAGCACAGCCUGAGAGCUUCUCAGGAAUGCAUCCUGAUGGAAACAGAGGGCCGCUAUGCCAUCCAGCUAGCCCAGAUCCAGUGUCUGAUUGAGAGCCUGGAAUCCCAGCUGGCUGAGAUCCGAAGUACACUGGACAGGCAGAAUCAAGAGUACCAGGUCCUGUUGGAUGUGAAGUCCAAGCUAGAGUGUGAGAUCGCCACAUAUAGACAUCUUCUGGAGAAUACUGACUGCAGGCUUCCUUGCAAUCCAUGUGCCACAGAAUGUAAGCCUUCACCUUGUAUGCCCUGCAUAUCCCGGACCAUGGAAUGUACGGCCCCCUCUUAUGUAACAUGCAGGCCGUGUAACUCUUCGGUUUGCAAUGUGAGAGCUAAGCCCCGCGAUUUCUAUUCAUCCCUGCCCAGGAUCCUCGCCAGAAUCUAUACUCUCACCCAGGAGUUUCAGGACGGGAAGGUCAUUUCUUCUCGAGAGCAUGUACAACCCUGUUUCAUCCCUCGCCUCCAAGUCCACGUUGUCAACGGAGACAAAGAAGGAGUGAGCUGAAUGAAUGUUACUACAUAUCCCAUUCACAAUCUUUCAAAAAUACUGCCUUCUCUGUCCCUUUGAAGGUAUUCAGUUUCUCACUCUGCAGUGUGUUUCCAUUGUAAGCUUCAGAUUUUCCUAUUCUUCAAUAUAAACUCAUAGUAUCAUAGGUUUAGAUAAUAUCAUAGAUUAGAGCUUAAGGAUUGUCUAUUCCAAAUCUUAUUUUACAGAGGAAGAGACAGAGGCCCAGAAAGCUUGUUAUCCACCCAAAGCCAAUUAAUUCAAUUUGAUUCAAUUCAACAAGCAUUUAUUAAGCACCCACUAUACACUAAACACUUUUCUAGAUGUGAAAGUACACAGACAAAAAUAAAAACAAUAAUAAUGAUAAUAAUACCUGGUACUUAUAUAGCACUUCAAGGUUUGCAAAGUGCUUUACUUAUUCAUUCUUCGAAUCCUCAUGAUUCUGUAAUGUUAGCAUGGGCUACUUGGCACAUAGUAGACACUUA
Vombatus ursinus (common wombat) is the source of this 2047-nucleotide messenger RNA. RefSeq names its product keratin, type I cuticular Ha4-like. Gene Ontology annotation, molecular function: structural molecule activity. The transcript is spliced from 7 exons. NCBI's taxonomy places the organism in Eukaryota, Metazoa, Chordata, Mammalia, Diprotodontia, Vombatidae. The coding region runs from base 66 to 1562 and encodes 498 amino acids. The record is from RefSeq and is a predicted model, not a curated record.